AUGGGGUCCUCCAACCGGGCACUCUGUCUGCAUGCGGUGGCCGCGUUCUUUGCGGGCAUGGGGCUCGUCGGGAUCGUCGAGCCCGGCAUGGUGCUCCACUUCUUCGGCCUGGACACCUUGCCGCCCGACCUGCGCAACGAGGUCCGCGGCGUUUACGGGGGCUUCGGGCUGGCCAUUGCGGCACUGCUGGUGUUCACGCGGAGAGUGGAGCGCCGUCGCCCUGACUAUGCGCUCGGCCUUCGAACCGCGGUGAUGGUGAGCCUUUGCGGGAUGGCCGCUGGACGGCUCGUGUCCUGGGCGAUUGAGUCAACGACAGGGCCAUGGCCGCUUGUUUUCUUCGCCGUCGAAUUAGCCCUCGCGCUCCUGCUAUCCAUGGCGAUGCCCGAGUCGAGGUGCGCGUGA
This is a messenger RNA of Symbiodinium necroappetens, 402 nucleotides long. Lineage: Eukaryota; Dinophyceae; Suessiales; Symbiodiniaceae. The record is from the annotation of a GenBank genome assembly.